Messenger RNA from Dichotomopilus funicola, 8592 nucleotides. RefSeq lists its product as uncharacterized. The coding region runs from base 1 to 8592 and encodes 2863 amino acids. Gene Ontology annotation, biological process: translation; regulation of translation; cellular response to amino acid starvation. The transcript has 7 exons. NCBI's taxonomy places the organism in Eukaryota, Fungi, Ascomycota, Sordariomycetes, Sordariales, Chaetomiaceae. Gene Ontology annotation, cellular component: cytosolic large ribosomal subunit; ribosome; cytosol. The record is from RefSeq and is a predicted model, not a curated record. Gene Ontology annotation, molecular function: structural constituent of ribosome; protein kinase regulator activity.
AUGACUGAACCCGCCAACGAUGGGGCCGUGGGCGGCUUCGACCUCGACCAAGCCCGGAUCGCGCUGACCUCGUCGUCGACUGCGACCCGCAUUGCCCAGCUGCGGGGCAUUGAUGAAAAGAUUACACACAAGGCUCUCGACAAGCAAACAACGCUCGGCAUCCUCAAGGUCCUCUUCUGGACACACGCCUUUUACACCGACCGACCUUCUCGACAAGCAGUACAACGAUGCCUCACCUCACUCUGCCAACAAAGCGAUACCGACGUCCUCACCCCAUUAGUUGCCUCCGUCCUCAAGGAAACCCAAAAGCAAGGCAUUGCCCCCGGCAGCGCGUUCGUGCUUGUGGAAUGGUCCAGCUUGUUGGCCCAAAACUUUGCGGGCACGCCGCUAUGGCAUAAAUUCGGGAAGGAUAUCGUUCUGGCAUUGGCAGACGGGUUGGAAAAGUGUUUGCAGCCUACGUCAAGGGGGACAGUCGGGAACUCCGCACUGGUUAUCGCAAGGAGGAGCCUCCGGAAGCUCGCCUCCGCCGACCCGACAGCGAUCGAUGCGGCCGCACAACUGCUUGCCGCCAAAGGGGGUCAGCCAGCCGCUAAGAAUGCCGUUCUCUUGGGUGCCAUCGCGGGUGUCUGCGCGCGGAAGACCGAGGCCAAGGCGGUAGUUGAGAACUUAAAGGGCGAGUACAUUGCGUUCUACAUCCGCGAAAUUGUUGGGUCACGGACACCGGUCCCAGCCCAUCUCGCCGACGGCCUGGCUGACUUCUUUUCGACAUUCGUCUCGCUUGAGGAGCUCGAGAAAGAGGUCUUCCCGGCUUUAGAGAAAGGCUUGUUGCGGGCGCCCGAGGUGGUGUUGAACGAUCUCAUUACCCCUCUGGUCCACUCGAUAUCCCGGUUCGAUCUCUCUCAAGCGCUAAGCGGCCGCUUCGUCAAGCCACUACUCUCCAACAUCAAAUCUUCCAACGCCACCAUUCGCAGUGGCGCCGUCUCGGCUUUCAAAGCACUUGCCUCAAACUCUCAAGACCCUGCACUCCUCGAGAAGGUUGCGGAUGAAGUCCUCGGACCUCUCAAGUCUGGCAAGCUCGCGUCUGCAGACCAUCGAGUGCUCCACUCAGAGAUGCUCGUAGCGCUACCAGCGUCGGUCGGAAUUGCGACCAAGGUUGCGUCUGGACUCCCUGCUCUUGUCAGCAAAGAGGCAAACGAAGCCGCCUUGAAUUCCGAAACGCUGGUUCUUAAUGGCAGCGCAAGCACCCUUCUCCAAAACGCAGAAGCCCCAAAGCCUCUGGUGGAUGCCUAUGUGAAGGGCCUGGCGGAUAAGAAAGCCCCAGUUCGGCGGAUUUGGGUCCUACGGACUGGCGAUUUGCUCUCGACGUUCCAGGAUGCCCAACCCAAUCUCCCCAAGGGUCUUGUGACCUUUGCGGAAGCUGUUGUCCCGCCUCUCUUGGCCGCCUUUAACGAGGUCGUAGCGAACCCCGUCACGGCCGCGCAAAGCAGCCUCGUGACUGCAGCCUUGGUCACCGCCAGCCUCGAAGGGUUAAUCACCCGCCUCGAGAACACUAAUGUGCAGUCAUUAGCCAAGAAAGCAGGGAUACAAAAGAACAGCUUGGCGGUGGAACCAAAGCCGUCUUACCUCCUGAAUCAGCGGAUAUACAGCAAAUUCGCUGAAGAAGACCUUAAAUGGCUGUGCCGUGCUCUCUCGGCUAUUGCGCCUUCCCUCACAUCGUUCAACGACACCGUCAAAGCCGCCUGGGCACAAGCCUACAUUUACCUGAUAUCUUCCUCUACCACUCCCCCUAAAGUGCGUCGACAAGCUGUAGACUCGUUGUCCGGUCUGUGUGCUCAGGCGAAUAGUGGCCAUGGUAUCUCGGUGCCAGCAGAGAUUAUCAAGGCCAUAUGGCAGUGGGUUGGAGCAGCGGAAACAGGAGAGAAGGAGAGCGCAGCUGUUUUGGCGAGGUCCGGGAACUCUAACCUUCAUUUGGUGCUGAGAGCAAUCUGCCUCAGCCCGAAGGAGUACGCAGAACGAAAUGUUGAGCCCGACAAUGCGCAGAUCGAAGCCCAACUUUGCUCGCUCCUGGCCCUUGCGAAACCUCAACUCAUCCCGCGUGCAAGCUGGAUUGAGCUCUGCUUGAGAGUAGGGCGCGAUCCGGGUGAAUUGGCUAAAAAGCACGAAGAGGUUCUAGUCCAAGAGAUAGUGGGACGGACUGGCUUUGGGCAAAAGUCCGGCUCUGUCAAGGAUGCAGCUUACAGCGCAGCCGCUGAGCUUGUCUUCGUUGCCCCCGAUUCCAUGACACACCGCAUUGUCACUCUUCUGCAAGAAGAUCUCGACGCUGUUCAGCUACAAUCCAUCGGCCCACUAGAAGCCGCCAUUUUCCGCACUCCCGAAGGCACUGCCUUUGUAGACGUCCUCGCCAAGAAGCAAAACGCUGUCCCCAACAAAAAUGUGAAGGACUACGACACGCUCAAAUGGGAAGAGGAACUUAGGUCUCAGCUGGCCGCGAAGAAGGGCACGCAGAAAAAGCUUACCGCGGACGAAACGGCGAAGGUCAACGCUCAGCUUAAAAAGGAGUCUGAUAUUCGCGAGAACGUCAGCCAGGUAGCAGCCAAGUUACUCCGUGGUUUCGGCAUUGUCAAGGCCCUGGCAACCGGCCCUCCUUCAGAUGCUAGUCUGUGGAUGGGUGCGGCUGUUGGAGCUACUCUUGCCUCUAUCGACGCGGGCGCGUGCCUGAUCACCGCGGAGACAGGACCCCUCGCAUUAGUAGCAUGUGGAGAGCAAGCGACUUCGCGUCUAGGGACCAUUCGUCCGUUCAUUGCAGCUGCUAUUCUCCGUGCCCACGAGGUAUCAGCACUACCAGACACCCUGACUCAAGAACCGUUUGAGGAUUUAGUGACCCGGGUCCUCUACCGUCUCCGCUUCGCCGGUGAACAACGUCCGUUUGACACUGUCACCCUCAUCUACAUUCUGCCUCUCGCCUUGCUCGUGCUCGAAAGGGGGGGCUUUGGUGCCAACGCGGACGACCGCGACGCCCAAUUGGUGCUAGCCAUCGAGAUUCUUUCCUUCCACACCGAUGUUGCCGCGGACGAGGCUAUCCCUCGUGCAGAGAUUUUCCACGCGCUUAUCACGUCGAUGCAAAAGUACAACCAGCACUACAAAAUCCUGAAAGACUGCUUCUCCGAUAUGGUCCGGUGUGUCGCUCCGAACAUGACAACCGAGGAAGUCGGUGUGCUCGCACGCGGUACCAUUGUUGCCCAGUCUAGUGUCCGCACAGCUGCGCUGCUCGCCAUCAGUGCUGAAGUCGACAUGAGUGAGGUUGGCGUCUCCGAGGAGAUCUGGCUGGCUUGUCAUGACGAUAUCGAGGAGAACGCCGAUCUCGGUAGCGAGAUUUGGGAAGAAGGCGAGUUCCAGGUUUCCGAGGAACUCGCCCACAAGAUGCUGCCAUACUUGGAAAGUAAGGACGCCCAGCUCCGCCGCUCUGCCGCAAAGUCGCUCGCCGAAGUUGCGAGCCAAUAUCCUUCGGUUAUUACCCCCGUUCUUGAAAAGCUUCGGUUAUCCUAUGUGGAAUUCGCCAAACCGCGAGUCCAGCAAUUGGACGAGUUUGGAAUGCCCAAAAAGAUGGAUCUUUCCGACCCUUGGGAAGCACGGCACGGAAUUGCCUUGGCCUUCAAGCAGAUUGCCCCCCAUCUUGAAAAGGCGCAGCUCGAACCGUUCUUCAACCUUCUCAUUGAGCAGGGCCCGCUCGGCGACCAAAACGCAACAGUGCGAAGCGAGAUGUUAGACGCCGCGAACACAGCCAUCGAAGUGCACGGGAAGGGCAUUCUCGAUAGGCUGAUGAAGACCUUCGAGAAGACACUUGAGGCUCCAGACAAGAACUCUGAAACCUCAGACCGUGUCAAUGAAGCAGUCAUCAUCAUGUACGGUGCGCUGGCGCGGCAUCUUAAGCCUGGGGACAAAAAGAUCCCGGUUGUGAUUGAGAGGUUGCUCGCAACACUUAGCACUCCGUCAGAGGCAGUUCAGUACGCUAUUGCUGAGUGCCUACCCCCUCUUGUCCGCACCUGUGGCGAUAAGUCCUCCAAGUACUUUGACCAGGUCCUCGAGAUCAUGUUGACCUCCAAGCAGUAUCCCGAGCAACGUGGAGCGGCCUAUGGGCUGGCCGGUCUUGUGCUGGGUAGGGGUAUCAGUGUCCUGAGAGAGUACCGCAUCAUGAUCACCCUCAGCAGUGCGCUCGAGAACAAGAAAGAAAUCAACCAGCGAGAGUCUGCCAUGUUGGCAUAUGAGCUCCUGUCCACCAUUCUCGGCCGGCUGUUCGAGCCGUACGUGAUCCAGGUUGUUCCGCAGCUUCUUGCUGGUUUUGGCGACGGCAACGCCGAUGUCCGUGAUGCUGCGCUCGCAGCGGCCAAGGCCUGUUUCGCGUCACUCAGCUCAUACGGCGUCAAGAAAGUCCUUCCCACACUUCUUGACGGCCUUGACGAGGACCAAUGGCGGAGUAAGAAGGGUGCUUGCGACACGCUCGGUGCUAUGGCCUACCUUGACCCCCAACAGCUUGCUCAGAGCCUGCCCGAAAUUAUCCCCCCUCUCACGGCCGUGUUGAACGACAGUCACAAGGAAGUGCGGUCAGCUGCCAACAAGAGCUUGAAGCGCUUCGGCGAAGUUAUCACGAACCCCGAGAUAAAGAGCCUAGUCGACAUCCUCCUCAAGGCGCUCAGCGACCCGACCAAGUACACCGACGAAGCCUUAGACUCGCUCAUCAAGGUUCAGUUCGUCCACUAUCUCGACGCCCCUUCGUUGGCUCUGGUCAGCCGCAUCCUCCAGCGAGGCCUGGGCGACCGAUCCAACACCAAGCGCAAGGCGUCUCAGGUUAUCGGCAGUCUGGCGCAUCUUACAGAGCGCAAGGAUCUUGUGGCACAUUUGCCCGUCCUCGUGACUGGUCUCAAGACUGCCGUCGUCGACCCGGUUCCCACCACGCGUGCGACUGCUUCCCGGGCUCUCGGAUCCCUUGUGGAGAAGUUAGGCGAGGAUGCUCUGCCAGAUCUUAUCCCCGGUCUCAUGCAAACUCUCAAGUCCGAGACAGGUGCCGGCGACAGGCUUGGUUCUGCGCAAGCCCUCAGCGAGGUUCUUGCCGGUCUGGGUACUUCGAGAUUGGAGGAGACGCUCCCUACCAUCCUCCAGAAUGUGGAAUCGCCCAAGUCUGCCGUCCGCGAGGGCUUCAUGUCGCUCUUCAUUUUCCUGCCCGUCUGCUUCGGAAACAGCUUUGCCAACUAUCUCGGCAAAAUUAUUCCGCCCAUCUUAUCAGGUCUCGCUGAUGAUGUCGAGGCAAUCCGUGACACUGCUCUGCGUGCUGGCCGGCUGUUGGUCAAGAACUUUGCGGUGCGAGCCGUCGAUCUCCUUCUCCCAGAACUCGAGCGCGGCAUGGCCGACGAUAGUUACCGCAUUCGUCUCAGCUCCGUGGAGCUUGUGGGUGACCUUCUCUUCAACCUCGCUGGUAUCAAGGCCAACACGGAGGAGGAUGAAGAGGAGGAUCCGGACGCUACCAAAGAAGCCGGGGCAUCCCUUCGCGAGGUGCUUGGAGAGGAGAAGCGGAACAAGAUCCUCUCAGCUCUGUACGUCUGCCGCUGCGAUACUGCUGGUGCUGUACGCGCUGCGGCUAUCAGCGUCUGGAAGGCUCUGGUCCACAGCCCGCGGACGCUCAAGGAGUUGGUCCCUACUCUCACCCAGCUCAUCAUCCGGCGUCUUGGCAGCACCAACAUGGAGCACAAGGUCAUCGCCAGCAACGCCCUUGGCGAACUCAUCCGCAAAGCCGGCGAUGGCGUCUUGGCUACCCUUCUCCCCACUCUCGAAGACGGCCUGCGGUCGUCCAGCGAUGUCGACGCCAAGCAGGGUAUUUGUCUGGCGCUCAAGGAACUUAUCUCCUCGGCCUCGCCCGAGGCACUCGAGGACCACGAGAAGACGCUCAUUUCCGUUGUUCGUACUGCGCUUACCGACUCGGAUACCGACGUCCGCGAGGCCGCGGCCGAGGCGUUCGACUCGCUCCAGCAGAUCCUUGGGAAGCGCGCCGUCGACCAGGUCCUACCUUACCUCCUCAACCUCCUGCGCUCCGACGAGAAUGCCAACAACGCGCUGGAAGCUCUCCUCACCCUCCUUACAGAAACGACCCGUUCGAACAUUAUCCUUCCAAACCUCAUUCCUACCCUCAUUGCGCCUCCCAUCUCAGCUUUCAACGCCAAGGCGCUGGCAUCGUUGUCUAAGGUUGCAGGUGCGGCUAUGAACCGCAGACUGCCCAACAUCAUCAACUCCCUGAUGGACAACAUUGUCAACUGCACGGAGGAUGAUUUGCAGGGAGACCUUGAUGCUUCGUUCGACACUGUCAUCUUGUCCAUUGAUGAGUAUGACGGCUUGAAUGUGGUCAUGAACGUUUUGCUCCAGCUCAUCAAGCAUGAAGAUCAUCGCAAGAGAGCCGCGACUGGCCGCCAUCUGGCAAAAUUCUUCGCGUCAGCCGAUGUCGACUAUUCGAGAUACAACCAGGACAUUAUCCGUGCCCUGCUGAUUUCGUUCGAUGACCGGGAUACUGCUGUCGUCAAGUCCGCGUGGAGUGCGCUACACGAGUUUACGAAGCACCUCAAAAAGGAGGAAAUGGAAGCCCUCGUGCAAUCAACGAGGCAGACUCUGCUGCAAGUGGGCGUUGCCGGCCAUAAUCUGCCCGGCUUCGAACUCCCCAAGGGCAUUAACGCCAUCCUUCCCAUCUUCUUGCAGGGCCUAAUGAAUGGCACCGCAGAGCAGAGGGUGUCGGCCGCCCUGGCCAUCUCGGACGUGAUCGACCGGACCAGCGAAGCCUCACUCAAGCCCUUUGUCACGCAGAUUACGGGUCCCCUGAUUCGUGUGGUUUCGGAGCGUUCGACCGACGUCAAGUCAGCCAUUCUCCUUACGCUCAAUAACUUGCUCGAAAAGAUGCCCACCGCGCUCAAACCUUUCCUGCCACAACUGCAGCGUACCUUUGCCAAGUCGCUCGCCGACACGUCGAGCGAUUUGCUGCGCAGUCGUGCUGCGAAGGCUCUGGGUACUCUCAUCAAGUUCACGCCGCGUGUUGAUCCCCUCAUUGCUGAGUUGGUAACGGGCUCUAAGACUACAGACGCCGGCGUCCGCACCGCGAUGCUCAAGGCUCUGUACGAGGUCAUCAGCACGGCGGGCGGCAACAUGGGCGAGGGCUCCCGCACUGCCGUCCUGGGCCUGAUCGACACGGAGACUGACGAGCGUGAUAAUACCAUGACGAUCACUUACGCCAAACUGUUCGGGGCCCUUGUUAAGAACAUCUCGGACGAUGCAGCGAUUACCCUUCUGAAGAACCGGGUCAUGACCCGUGACUUCACCCACGCGAGUGUGCUAGCACUCAACGCGGUGUUGCUGGAGAGCGCCGACACCUUGUUGAACUCGUCACUGGUUGAUGACCUGCCGGAGUUGCUUGCGCUCGGGAUGGAGAGCAAAAACACUUUCAUCAUCGACAACUUCAUCGUGGCCACUGGUAAAUAUCUCCUCAGCUCGGCCCCCAAAUCCUUCGAGGCCACCAAACCCCUCUUCAUCACGCUCUCCAAACUCAUCCCACCCGGUGCGCCCCUCGAUUCUCGCCGCCUAGCUCUGGUUGUCACCCGCACGAUCGCGCGCGUCCACCCAGAGAUGGUACGCCCCCACCUCAGCAUACUCGCGCCUCCCGUCUUCGCCUCGGUGCGUGACCCGGUGAUCCCCGUCAAGUUGGCCUCUGAAGCGGCGUUUGUCCAGCUCUUCUCUGUGGCCGACGAAGAAGGGAAAGUGUUCGAAAAGUGGAUGGGUACAGGCGGGGGCGCCGAGGCAUUACCACCACAGGUGAAGCGUAGUAUGCAGGAUUAUUUUAAGAGAGUGACAUUGCGGUUGGGGGCGCAGGUGCGGGAGAGGAGGGAGGCAGAAGGGGGGGCCGGCGGGUUGGGGUUGUCGAAUGAUGAAGCCGAGGAUGAGAAGGAAAUUAUGGCAGUUGGGAAGCAUCAAUCAGUCAAGAUGGUUAACCUGAGGACCCAGAAGCGGCUGGCGUCGUCUGUGCUGGGCGUCGGCCAGCGCAAGAUCUGGCUCGACCCCAACGAGGUGUCCGAGAUCUCGAACGCCAACUCCCGCCAGACCAUCCGCAAGCUCGUCUCCGAUGGCCUCAUCAUCAAGAAGCCCGUCACCAUGCACUCGCGCUCGCGUGCGCGUGAGCUAAACCUCGCCCGCCGUAUCGGCCGCCACCGCGGUUUCGGUAAGCGCAAGGGUACCGCCGAUGCCCGUAUGCCCGAGCAGGUUCUGUGGAUGCGCCGCCAGCGGGUCCUCCGCCGUCUGCUUGUCAAGUACCGUGCCAGCGGCAAGAUCGACAAGCACCUCUACCACGAGCUCUACCACCUCGCCAAGGGUAACACCUUCAAGCACAAGCGGGCGCUCGUUGAGCACAUCCACCGUGCCAAGGCGGAGAAGGCGCGCGAGAGGCAGAUCAAGGAGGAGAUGGACGCCAAGCGUGCGCGGACCAAGGCUGCCCGCGAGCGCAAGCUGGAGAGGCAAACGGCGAAGCGGAACGCGCUGCUGGGCGAGGCCGAGGAGGAAUCCAAGUAG